AUGGGUUUUUUUCCUACAGCUAAUGAAAGAACGUUUUUGGCAUGGAUGCGGACAAGCCUUUCGACGAUUUCCGUCGGUGUUGCUAUUACGCAAUUAUUCCGCCUCGACAAGUCAGUCGCUCACGAUCCAAAUGUGGUAACUUGGGGUCGACCAACGGGGAUGGUGUUUAUUAUCCUAGGCAUCGCCUUUUUGGCUUUUGCAUUCCUGCGGUUUUUCCAUGCCCAAGUCGCCAUGAUGAAUGGGUAUUUUCCUGCCAGUCGAGGCAUCAUUCUUGUCACCUCUUCCGCCACCUUGACCGCACUCUCCGCUUUGUUUAUUAUCAUUCUACAGAAAUCCUAA
Messenger RNA from Radiomyces spectabilis, 339 nucleotides. RefSeq lists its product as uncharacterized. Bases 1 to 339 code for a protein of 112 amino acids. The transcript has 2 exons. NCBI's taxonomy places the organism in Eukaryota, Fungi, Mucoromycota, Mucoromycetes, Mucorales, Radiomycetaceae. The record is from RefSeq and is a predicted model, not a curated record.